This is a messenger RNA of Gossypium arboreum, 2499 nucleotides long. RefSeq names its product extensin-2-like. The coding region runs from base 1 to 2334 and encodes 777 amino acids. The record is from RefSeq and is a predicted model, not a curated record. The transcript is spliced from 2 exons. Gene Ontology annotation, biological process: plant-type cell wall organization. Gene Ontology annotation, molecular function: structural constituent of cell wall. NCBI's taxonomy places the organism in Eukaryota, Viridiplantae, Streptophyta, Magnoliopsida, Malvales, Malvaceae.
AUGGGACAGCCAAGGCUGCUUUAUGCCUUGGCACUUUACCUUGCCGUCACAACGGUGGUAGCCACCGAUUCUAAUUACAAAUAUACAUCAACCCCACCACCAUUUAAAUCACUAUCACCUCCAUACAUGUACAAGUCUCCACCACCACCAGUCCAUUCUCCACCACCUCCUUACAUAUAUAAGUCCCCUCCACCACCAAUCCAUUCACCACCACCACCCUACAUCUAUAAGUCCCCACCACCACCAGUCCACUCCUCACCUCCUCCAUAUGUCCACAAAUCUCCACCCCCACCAGUCCACUCCCCACCUCCACCAUAUGUCUACAAGUCUCCACCACCACCAGUCCAUUUAUCACCUCCUCCCUACAAAUACAAGUCUCCUCCACAAUUAGUCCAUUCCCCACCUCCUCCAUAUGUCCACAAAUCUCCACCCCCACCAGUCCACUCCCCACCUCCACCAUAUGUCUACAAGUCUCCACCACCACCAGUCCAUUCACCACCUCCUCCCUACAAAUACAAGUCCCCUCCACCACCAAUCCACUCCCCACCUCCACCAUAUGUCUACAGGUCUCCACCACCACCAGUCUAUUCACCACCUCCUCCCUACAAAUACAAUCCACUCAUCACCUCCUCCAUAUGUACACAAAUCUCCACCCCCACCAGUCCACUCCCCACCUCCACCAUAUGUUUACAAGUCUCCACCACCACCAGUCUAUUCACCACCUCCUCCUUACAAAUACAAGUCCCCUCCACCACCAGUUCACUCCCCACCUCCUCCAUAUGUCCACAAAUCUCGACCCCCACCAGUCCAUUCUCCACCCCUCCCUAUAAAUACAAGUCCCCACCACCACCAGCCCACUCCCCACCUCCUCCAUAUGUACACAAAUCUCCACCCCUACCAGUCCACUCCCCACCUCCACCCUAUGUCUACAAGUCUCCACCACCACCAGUCCCUUCACCACCUCCUCCCUACAAAUACAAGUCCCCACCACCUCCAGUCCACUCUCCUCCUCCUCCAUAUGUCUACAAGUCCCCACCACCACCAGUCCACUCCCCACCUCCACCAUAUGUUUACAAGUCUCCACCACCACCAGUCCACUCCCCACCUCCUCCAUAUAUCCACAAAUCUCCACCCCCACCAGUCCAUUCUCCACCCCCUCCCUAUAAAUACAAGUCCCCACCACCGCCAGUCCACUCCCCACCUCCUCCAUAUGUACACAAAUCUCCACCCCCACCAGUCCACUCCCCACCUCCUCCAUAUGUACACAAAUCUCCACCCCUACCAGUCCACUCCCCACCUCCACCCUAUGUCUACAAGUCUCCACCACCAUCAGUCCAUUCACCACCUCCUCCCUACAAAUACAAGUCCCCACCACCUCCAGUCCACUCUCCUCCUCCUCCAUAUGUCUACAAGUCCCCACCACCACCAGUCCACUCCCCACCUCCACCAUAUGUUUACAAGUCUCCACCACCACCAGUCCACUCCCCACCUCCUCCAUAUAUCCACAAAUCUCCACCCCCAUCAGUCCAUUCUCCACCCCCUCCCUAUAAAUAUAAGUCCCCACCACCGCCAGUCCACUCCCCACCUCCUCUAUAUGUACACAAAUCUCCACCCCCACCAGUCCACUCCCCACCUCCACCAUCUGUCUACAAGUCUCCACCACCACCAGUCCAUUCACCACCACCACCUUACAUCCAUAAGUCCCCACUACCACCAGUACACUCCCCACCUCCUCCAUAUGUCCACAAAUCUCCACCCCCACCAGUUCACUCCCUACCUCCACCAUAUGUUUAUAAGUCUCCACCACCACCAAUCCAUUCUCCACCUCCACCAUAUAUCUACAAGUCUCCACCACCACCAGUCCACUCCCCACCUCCUCCAUAUGUCCACAAAUCUCCACCCCCACCAGUCCAUUCACCACCCCCUCCUUACAUUUACAAGUCUCCACCUCCUCCAUAUGUCUACAAGUCCCCUCCACCACCAGUCCACUCCCCACCUCUACCAUAUAUCUACAAGUCUCCACCACCACCAAUUCAUUCACCAUCCCCUCCUUAUAUUCACAAGUCUCCACCACCACCAAUCCACUCCCCACCUCCUCCAUAUGUCCAUAAAUCUCCACCCCCACCAGUUCGCUCCCCACCUGCACCUUAUGUCUACAAGUCCCCUCCACCACCAUCACAUCCCAAACCUCAUCCUCAUCCUUAUCCUAAGCCUCAUCCCCCACAUCCGAAUACUCCACUCCCAAAACCCAAGCCUCAUCCUCCACAUCCAAAGACUCCACUCCCAAAACCUAAGUAUCUUUACAAGUCGCCACCACCUCCGAAGGCUUUCUAGGCUAAUGUUUUCUGUGUCAUCAUUAUUUAAAUCUGUUAGCUUAUAGUAUCUUGCAAAGGAGAAUAAGUAUUUAAAGAUGUAAACGUUUGUUCGCUUCUUUUACAUGGAAAAUCUACUGCUAUCAUCUUUCAUACUUACAAGCAAUAAAAUUAAUUAUAUAUUUAA